AAUUGUGCAGUGGUGGCGAUUGUUUCGGGUUUUUCUCAGUUCGAAACGUACAAUUUAUUCGAGGAAGAACAGUGAUAAAUGUGAUUUUGGCGCCACACCUAAAGCACCAGUAGUGCACUGGGUUUCUUUGUUUAACGGAAAAUAAUUUAAUCUACUAAACUAAUAAAUAUUUUAGUAGCAAACUAAAAAUAAUAAAUUCUCACAAAACAUUACUUGAGUGAAAAAUUGUUAAUAAUAAAAUAUAUUAAUCGAAAAUUAGCAGUGAAAAGAUAAAACCAAAAUGUCUAACACUGAGAGAAAAGGAUUUAACAAAUGCAGAGAUAUGCUAUCAUGUCGUCAAGUACUCAAUUUACUUACCAUGCUUGGCUUCAUGUUGAACUAUGCACUGCGAGUGAAUCUGACAAUUGCUAUUGUUGCAAUGGUUCAUCCAGAUGUUCAUUCACCACCACGCAACGUCAGCAAAGUAGUAAAUGCCACACAAAACUAUGAUAAUGCCACAACAAUCUCAACAACAACAACAACACAGCUGCCGCCUGCUAGUAACGAUGAGAACGAUUAUUUUCCAUGGGACUCUUAUCAAACGAACUUUGUACUGGGCUCCUUUUUCUGGGGCUAUAUACUGACUGAGUUGCCAGGCGGCCGACUUGCUGAAUUGAUCGGUGGACGACGUGUAUUUGGACAUUCUAUGCUUUGGGCUAGUUUACUUACAUUGAUUACACCACUGGCAGCACAUAUUAACUAUGUUAUGUUGAUUAUUGUACGUGUUGUUUUGGGCUUUAUGUUGGGCGCUUCAUGGCCAGCUAUACACCCGGUGGCCGCUGUGUGGAUACCGCCAAUGGAACGUUCCAAAUUUAUGUCAAAUAUGAUGGCCUCCUCUUUGGGCGCAGCAAUUACGAUGCCUGUUUGUGGUUUCUUCAUAUCCAUUUGGGGUUGGCCCAGCGUUUUCUACUUAACUGGCGGUGUUGGUCUAUUGUGGUCUGUUUGCUGGUUCACCUUUGUUUAUGAAACUCCAGCCACACAUCCACGUAUUAGUUCGGAAGAACGUCGUGAAAUUGAAGACGCUAUUGGAACCUCGACUUCAAAGAAACGCCCCAGUUAUGUGCCAUGGCGGGAUCUAUUCUGCUCAGGACCAGUGUGGGCAAUUAUUAUUACGCAUGGUUUAUCUGUUUUCGGAUUUUUCACUGUAGUAAAUCAGCUGCCGACAUUCAUGGAUCAGAUAUUACACUUCAAUAUUAAACAGAACGGCCUCUACUCUUCGUUGCCAUACUUGGGCAAAUAUAUUAUGGCUUUCAGCUCGUCUUGUUUUGCUGAUUACCUGCGCCAGAAAGGUGUGCUCUCCACGACAGCUACAAGAAAAGUGUUUACAGCUUUCGCACUUUUAUCACCUGGCGCCUUGAUGAUUGCUCAAGUAUUUUUGGGUCGCACAGCGGCAUGGUCCGUGACGAUAUUUACCUUGGCAUUAUUUACACAUGGCGCUGUAACGGCUGGUUAUCUUGGUAACGGUCUAGAUAUUGCGCCCAAUUUCAGCGGCACCAUUUUUGGAUUGGCUAAUACCCUCUCUUCAUUUGGUGGAUUCUUAUCGACGUGGAUGGUUGGUGCGCUCACCUAUGAUGACAAAUCCUACCAUCAAUGGCAAAUUGUGUUCGGUAUUCUGGCUGGCACAUAUAUUUCCAGCGCUAUAGUUUAUAUCAUAAUGGGCUCUGGUGAGCUGCAGCCGUGGAACAACCCACCAGAGAGAAUACGUAGAUCGGUGGUCAAUACGGAGGAGGGUGAACCAUUGAAAAACGAGAAGCCACAUGUCUUGGAGAAGGCUUUGCAAUGAGUUUACAAGUUUUAGCAGAAUUUUAUGUAAAUUUAUAUAAAAACUAAACAUGUCUUUCAACUCGUUGACAAAACAAUAAUUAAAGUAUUAGAGACACUUCACUUCAAAUCCCUAACACCUCCUUCGAAAGAGGAGAAUUUGGUAGGGAAAAUAUUUGUAAUGAAAAAAAAAACAAAAGCAAAAAGCAAUUAAGGCCAACUCAGUCACUUAUUUUGAUACACAUGUGCGCCCACCUAUAGGAGAAAUGCCAUAAGUAGUGAUUGAAAUUAGUUUAAGUACGCCAAGAAAAUUGUAGUAUAAAAGAUUACUAUGUAUGUACUUGUAAAAAUAAUAGUAAGUGGU
Messenger RNA from Rhagoletis zephyria (snowberry fruit fly), 2164 nucleotides. Its product is annotated as sialin. Gene Ontology annotation, molecular function: transmembrane transporter activity. The record is from RefSeq and is a predicted model, not a curated record. Gene Ontology annotation, cellular component: membrane. Gene Ontology annotation, biological process: transmembrane transport; monoatomic anion transport. Lineage: Eukaryota; Metazoa; Arthropoda; Insecta; Diptera; Tephritidae.